Molecule: messenger RNA, 427 nt
Organism: Pelobates cultripes (western spadefoot toad)
Lineage: Eukaryota; Metazoa; Chordata; Amphibia; Anura; Pelobatidae
Source: the annotation of a GenBank genome assembly
ACCAACAUAAAACAGACCCAACCCCAGACAUUCUCCAACAGAUCAAAUCCCAUCAACAAGCCAUCAAAAAAUACAUGUCCAAGGACUCCCAAAAAGCGCUCCUAUGGACCAAGCAACUCUUCUAUGACAAAUCCAACAAAGCAGACUCCCUCCUUGCGCGCACACUUCGUCAGAAAACACAAACAAAACGGAUAGACAAAAUAAACUCACCCAAAGGCACGACAUAUGACACCCCAGACGACAUAGCAUAUAUCUUCGCCAAGUACUUUACAAAACUAUACGACCAUAAACCAGAAGCCCGCCAACGUCAGCAACAGAUAACCAAUCAAAGAGACAUAGAGUCGUACCUGAAAGAUAUCCCCCUCCCUACACUGCCCGACGAAGCAAAGACACAAAUAGCGGCCCUCGUCAUGACGGAGGAAAUAGC